This is a messenger RNA of Medioppia subpectinata, 684 nucleotides long. Lineage: Eukaryota; Metazoa; Arthropoda; Arachnida; Sarcoptiformes; Oppiidae. The record is from the annotation of a GenBank genome assembly.
AUGUCCUACACAACUGUCCCAACAUUAGCCUACUAUAAGAUGCGGGGUUUGGCUCAACCCAUGCGACUAAUGCUGAAGUAUAGUGACGUGAAGUUUAAUGAUAAGCAUUACGGUAAUGUGGACGUUGAUAAUGUGCCAGAAUUUAGGGCUGAUUGGAUGAAAGUGAAAUUCACCCUGGGACUAGACUUUCCCAACCUUCCCUAUUAUAUGGACGGUCCAAUCAAAGUGACCCAAAGUAAUGCCAUUAUGCGAUAUUUGGCCCGAAAGCACGGUUUGGUGGCCACCGACGAGACCGGACUCGUACGCCAGGAUAUGGCGGAGCAACAGUUGGUGGACAUUAGGUAUCAGUUUAUUUUAGGCUUAGUGUUUGCCACAGAUUUUGAAACAGUAAAAGUUAAAUAUUUGGCCGAAACACUGCCCAAACUGUUGGAUGAGUUGUCCCGGUUUUUGGGUACCCGUCAGUGGUUUACCGGUAAUGAAGUUAAUUAUGUAGACUUCUUGGCGUAUGAAGUGCUCGAUUGGUUCCGACUCUUCAGCCCCGAGACCGUCAAUAAGUACCAGAAUUUGGUUCAAUUCUUAACCCGUUUUGAGAGUUUACCGGCGAUUAAGGCAUACAUGAAAUCACCGGAGUUUAUAAGUUGGCCACUACUUGGAGGGUACGCUCCGUGGGGUUACAAAAAGUAA